UAAUUUCAUUUCACAUUUCUCAAUUAGAUAAGGUUGAAACUACAUCAAAUAUUCCUAAAAAAUGUUUUGAAACUAAUUCUGAAACUAAUUUUGAAUCUAAUGUAGAAAUGAUGUGUAAUGAUUUUAAUUCAGAGGUCACAACAUUUUCAAAUAAAACUGAUAGUAAUACCCAUUUUAGUAAUAAUAACACAUUGGAUUCAUCCAAUAAUAUCCCAAUUUUAUCAAGGUAUAAUUAUGAUUCUUCAACAUCUAAUAGCUUCGACAUUCCAAUUGCAUAUCAAGAUAAUGAUCAAGAUUCUUUAUCUGAUUUUUCUACUGAAUCAAUCGAUUUUAAUAAUGAAAUCUCACAAAAUGAACAAAAUUUUAGUUUACAAGAAGAUUUGCAAAUCUUAGUUUCAGAAUGUUGUAUACCUCAAGGUACUGCAGAUAAACUUCUUUUAAUUCUGCGGAAACAUGGUCAUAAUGAUUUACCUCAAACGUGUAGAACUUUAAUGAAAACACCACGUAAUAUUUCUCAAAAUAUAGUUUCUGUUAGUGGUGGAAGAUACAUUCAUUUUAGAUUAGCUUCGGGAAUAAAACGUUCUAUAUCAAAAUAUUGUAAAACCGUGCCUUGUGAAGUAAAAAUAAAUAUUAAUAUCGAUGGCUUACCAUUGAGUAAAAGUUCAGGUAGCCAAUUUUGGCCUAUUCUUGCAUCAAUUGAAAUUAAAGAUUUUUAUACCGAGCCUUUUGCAGUUGGUAUAUUUCAUGAAAUGUCAAAACCAAAUAACGUCAAUGAUUUUCUUCGUCCUUUCGUUAAUGAAGCACAAAUUGUUCUUCAAGAAGGUGUGUCAUUAGAUAACAAUCAUUGUAAAGUCCUAUUAAAUGCAAUAUUAUGCGAUGCUCCUGCUAAGUCACUGAUCACCUGUACGAAAGGUCACACAGGUUAUUUUUCAUGUUCAAAAUGCUCACAAGAAGGAGAUUUUAUAUGUAAUCGAGUUGUGUUUCCGGAAAUUAAUUCUACAUUAAGAACAAACGAAUCAUUUCGUACUCGUAGUCAAGAAGAGCAUCAUGUAGGUGAUUCAAUUCUAGAAAAUCUUCCUAUAGAUAUGAUUUUACAAAUUCCUCUAGAUUAUAUGCAUCUUUUUGGUUUAGGUACAAGUCGUUUAUUGCAAUUUUAUGUUAGGGGUAGAAAAAAUGUAAGAUUACCUAGUGCUGCAAUCGAUUCAAUUGACAAACAUCUAAUUGACUCAAGAAAAUAUAUAAUUAAAGAAUUUGCAAGAAUGCCAAGAAAUUUAUCAUAUGUUGACAGUUGGAAAGCUACCGAAGUUCGCCUUUUUGUGCUUUAUUUAGGUUUAGUUUUGUUAAAGCCAUUUGUAUCUCAAGAUUAUUAUAAUCAUUUUUUAUCACUAAGUAUAGCUAUUCGUAUACUCGCGGAUCCAGAACAAUGUUUAGUUCUUAAUGAUUUCGCACAUUCUUUAAUAAUUUGGUUUAUUUCACAGUACAGAAAUAUUUUCGGACUCGAAUAUCUUUCACAUAAUGUUCAUAAUUUACAACAUCUUGCAAAUGAUGUCAAAACUCUUGGCUGUUUAGAUACCUUUAGUUGCUUUAAAUUUAAAAAUCACAUGCAAAAAAUUAAAAAGCGGAUAAAAAAUUGUGGCAAACCAUUAGAAGAAUAUUCUAACCGAAUUUUUGAAUUAAAUCAACUUCCACCUGAAAAAUGUUAUUUAAAAUCAUAUCCUAUUAUUCAUUUUAAAAAAGCAGUUCAAGGCAAUGAUGAUAUAUCUCAUUUAGAAUUUAAUGGGUUCACUAUAUUUACAAAAAAAAAUGAAAACUGUUGUUUACUGAAUGAUAAUUCAUUAGUUUUUGUUUUAGAAAUAAUUUUGGAUAGUAUAAAUAACGUUCCAUACAUAAAC
This is a messenger RNA of Temnothorax curvispinosus, 1892 nucleotides long. RefSeq lists its product as uncharacterized. Lineage: Eukaryota; Metazoa; Arthropoda; Insecta; Hymenoptera; Formicidae. The record is from RefSeq and is a predicted model, not a curated record. The annotation marks the transcript as partial. The transcript has a single exon.